AUGAAUAUAAUCAAUGAUGAUUCAAUGGAAACUGCAAUCGAACCUGAAAAUCAACAAAAUCAAAGAAGACCUGGAUGGUUGAGAAAAAUUAGAUAUCACACUUUCAGAUUUUUGGAUUGUAUUGGAAGUGAAAAUUUUCUGUUCACACUGAUGUUUUGUCAUUGGAUUAUUUCUUGUAUGCUGCAUAUGACAUUCAGUGAUCGAAGUAAGAUAAAUCUCUCAAUUUAAAAUAUGUAUUUUUCAAAUUUUAUUUUAGGUCAAGUUAUUUCUGAAAUUAUAUCCUUUCUCGCGUUGGUAUAUUUUCUAGCUAUGCUUCUAGUUUUCAUAUCAAUUUUGAGUGGCGUCAAUAGUUUUCUUGUUCCUCUUGGCACUAUUUCGGUAACUUUUCUCAAAUUUUAUAUACAAUUUGAACUCCAACCUCAUGUUUUUUUUUCAGUUUUGUGUCCAAUUAUUUUUGAUUUAUCUGAUUGUUUCAAAUAUUUUUGGAAUACAAAACGAUAACCCAAUUUCUGUGAUUAUCUGUUCAAAAAAUCCCAACUCUUGGACAUGCAAUUUAUUAUCCGGAAAUGGUGGAAUUCUACAUGUUUUCGCUUUGACUUUUGCCUUAUUUUUCUACACCGCAACAAUUUUUGCGUUGUCAGAUCAAGCUGCGAGAAAUUCAGUGGCGGUGAGAUCAGAAAACUCACAUCAUUAUUCAAAAUUUUUGAAUGUUUUAGAGACAACGACAUAUUUUACGUGAUAGAAAUUUGAUGAUGUGGGAAACGGAAAAUGUUCGACAACCAGUUGGACCUGUGAAUUUGGAUGAGCCACCAAGAUAUUCUGUGAGUUUUUCUUUUUUUGAAAACAAUUGAAAAUGAAAGAAGAACAUUUUCCACGUCAAAAUCUUCCGGUAAUUCAUUCCUGAUUUUUUUUAAAAUGUACAAUUUCAGACACUUGAGCAUCCAUCAACCCCGCAACGUCAGCAAUCAAUUCACACUGAAACUUCACCACCAAGAUAUAGCUAUUGGGAACGCACAUUUGUAAGUUCAUCAUAAGAAAAUCUAAUCUGAAAUUAUAUUCUGAAAAUUUCCAGAAUAACCCGAAGAGAUCGACUGAUACAAAAUCAACAACAUCGCCGAAAAAUGUUUGA
Caenorhabditis angaria is the source of this 1129-nucleotide messenger RNA. NCBI's taxonomy places the organism in Eukaryota, Metazoa, Nematoda, Chromadorea, Rhabditida, Rhabditidae. The record is from the annotation of a GenBank genome assembly.